Capsella rubella is the source of this 1006-nucleotide messenger RNA. Its product is annotated as BON1-associated protein 2. The coding region runs from base 28 to 762 and encodes 244 amino acids. Gene Ontology annotation, biological process: defense response. Lineage: Eukaryota; Viridiplantae; Streptophyta; Magnoliopsida; Brassicales; Brassicaceae. The record is from RefSeq and is a predicted model, not a curated record. The transcript has a single exon.
UGUUCACAACAAAAAGAAAGGGAGAAGAUGGAGGAGACGCAGGUUCUUGAGAUCAAUCUCAUCUCUGCGCAAGGUAUUAAAGAACCGACGGGAAAGCUCCGGCGAUUGCAGACCUACGCAUCUGUCUGGGUUGAUUCUUCAAACAAGCUCCGGACUCGGAUCGAUCGGAUCGGUGCUGAGAAUCCGAUUUGGAACGACAAAUUCGUUUUCCAGGUUUCGCCGGAGUUCCUAUCUAGCGAAACAUCAGGCGUUUCUAUCGAGAUCUAUGCCGUUGGUUACCUCCGGGAUCAUCUGAUCGGAACCGUACGCUUCCUCGUAAGUAACUUCCUCCCAACCGCCGCCGUGAAAGUUCCGUCGCUCGUCGCGCUUCAGAUCCGCCGUCCUUCUGGAAAGUUCCAUGGCGUUCUCAACAUCGCGGCUAUGGUGAUGGAUGCUUCCGAACUCCCCGCUGAUUACUUCAAGUCCGUUCAAGAGAUCCGUCGGAGCCGAAAAAUGAGAAAGUCUAGAUCUGCGGUAAGCUCGUCGGAGAACGGUUUCGCCGAAGACGCUGAGAGUUCGAAAGAGAACUCGGUUUGCGGAUCUGUAAAUUUCUCCGACGACGGUACGGACUCGACGGCGUCGUCUCCGAUGCCUUCACCUCUCAGAGACUGGAACGUAGUUCGAAAUAUGGCGGGAAAGAAUCACGUGAGAGCGUCAUCGGACGGCGGAGGAUUGAUGUGCUGUUUCUUGAUGAAAUCGUCGGGUUACGAGGAAGAGAAAUGAUGGACGGCUGAGAUCUAUUUCUCAGAUUACCAACGGUUCGGAUGUUCUUUUGGUUUCGAAACCAUAGAUCUUCGCCACGUGCAUCUCUAUCCACGGCUUAGAUCUCCGCUAUCCAUACGUCGUCGUGUAAGAAGUUUUGGCGGUUAUGAGAUUUUUAACAAAUCCUAUAGCUUUAUGAAAAAACAUAAAAUUCAUCAAAAAAAUUUGUCAACGAUAUAAAAUUCUUUUUGAUAUGAAUAUAUGU